This is a messenger RNA of Salarias fasciatus (jewelled blenny), 2100 nucleotides long. Its product is annotated as cytochrome P450 3A30-like. NCBI's taxonomy places the organism in Eukaryota, Metazoa, Chordata, Actinopteri, Blenniiformes, Blenniidae. Bases 42 to 1571 code for a protein of 509 amino acids. The transcript has 13 exons. Gene Ontology annotation, molecular function: heme binding; oxidoreductase activity, acting on paired donors, with incorporation or reduction of molecular oxygen, reduced flavin or flavoprotein as one donor, and incorporation of one atom of oxygen; iron ion binding. The record is from RefSeq and is a predicted model, not a curated record.
CAGGAACAACGACACAGUCACGGGAACGCUCUGGAGUCAAGAUGGACUUUUUCCCAGAGUUCUCCAUCCAGACCUGGACUUUAAUAGCGACUGGCUUCACUCUCAUUUUGAUAUAUGGAUAUGCGCCUUAUGGCCUCUUCAAGAAGCUCGGGAUUCGUGGACCCAGGCCUUUACCUUUUAUUGGUACGCUGUUGGAGUACAGAGAGGGUUUUCACCAUGUUGACACAAAAUGCUACCAGAAGUAUGGGAAGGUGUGGGGGAUGUAUGACGGCAGGCAGCCUGUUCUGGCUAUAAUGGACACAGACAUGAUCAAAACAAUCCUGGUAAAGGAGUGCUAUUCAGUUUUCACAAACAGACGGGAUUUGGCGGUGAAUGGACCGUUACGUGACGCUGUGUCGAUUGUCAAAGAUGAGGAAUGGAAGAGGAUUCGCAGCAUACUUUCUCCGUCAUUCACCAGCGGACGACUGAAGGAGAUGUAUCCAAUAAUGCAGAAACACUCAAGCAAUCUGAUAGAGAAUCUGCGCAAGAAAGUAGAGAACGACGAAGUCAUUCACACUAAAGAAUCAUUUGGUUCAUACAUUUUGGAUGCUGUGACCAGCACUGCUUUCAGUGUAGACGUCGACUCCAUCAACCACCCCUCCGAUCCUUUUGUCACAAACGUCAAAAAACUGACCAAGGUCAACCUGCUGAACCCUCUGCUCGUGCUCCUGGCUCUGUUUCCAUUCUUGGAGCCGCUUUUUCUGAAAAUGGAUGUCUCAAUCUUCCCUCAUGAAGUGCUAAAUUUCUUCUUCAACUUUCUGAAGAAGAUCAAGGCGGAAAGGCAAAAGAAGGAACGCAAAAAUCGAGUGGACUUCAUGCAGUUGAUGGUUGAAGCCCAAAUCUCAGACGAAAACACAGAAGGAAAGGAUUCCAAAAAAGGACUGACUGAUCACGAGAUUCUCUCCCAGGCCACAAUCUUCAUCUUUGCUGGUUAUGAAACCAGCAGCAGCACACUGUGCUUUUUGGCCUACUGCCUAGCAACCAAUCCUCACAUCCAAAAGACCCUGCAAGAAGAGAUCGAUGAAACCUUCCCAGAAAAGGCUCCAGCAACAUAUGAUGCCCUGAUGCAGAUGGAGUACCUGGACAUGGUGUUGAAUGAAACAAUGAGGCUUUACCCUAUCGGCAGUCGUUUGGAGAGAAUGUCAAAAGCCUCGGUUGAGAUUAAUGGCGUGACCAUCCCUAAGGGAACCGCUGUCGCGAUACCAGUUUACGCUCUCCAGAGGGACCCUGCUUUGUGGCCCGAGCCUGAAGUCUUCAAACCUGAAAGGUUCAGUAAAGAGAACAAAGACAACAUAGAUCCUUAUUCCUUUCUACCCUUUGGAGCGGGGCCGAGAAACUGCAUUGGCAUGCGGUUUGCUGUCUUGAUGAUGAAGCUGGCAGUAGUGGAGGUCCUUCAGAACUUCAGCUUUGUCACCUGCAAGGAGACAGAUAUUCCACUGGAGUUGAGCAACGAUAUAUUUACAUCCCCCAAGAACCCAAUCAAGCUGAGGCUUGUGCCAAGAACACAAGAAGUUCCCAAAAGUAAUCACUGAAUAAGUGGAGUCUGGCUUAUGUGACGUUCUGUCACUCACAGCCAAACCACAGUCACCACUGUAAACUUUCAGUGCCUCAUUUAGGGAAAAGUGUGCAGUUUUGAAUGUAAAAAGAAGAUCACCCACUAUGAUUCUCUAUUUUAGUGCAGUGUCUGUUUUCAUCAGUUAAGUAUGCAACAGUCUCAUUCACUGUGCAACUUCAGUGAGGAAUUUUAAAUGGAUAAACUCAUGUUGUAAAGUUUAAAUCAAUUAAUUAAAUUACUGAAGCAAGCUUAUGCUUUUGUUGGAAAUAUUUCACUCCUCACCCAAUUGCAGCAUUAGAAGCACACUGACAUACAGCUGAUUUGCUCUUUUUGUUGAACUUCAUUUGGCUAAAAAUCUUUACAAUACAAUCAUUUAUCUUGAGGCACAGUUUGGACAGUUUAAUCACUGUUUGUGUUUUGCUUCUUGUUGCAACGUCUCAAGCUGGGAGAGUCUCACUGACUUUGUAUUUUGUCUGUCUUAUUAAAAAUUCACAUAUUUAAUUACA